This is a messenger RNA of Monodelphis domestica (gray short-tailed opossum), 4296 nucleotides long. RefSeq names its product nuclear receptor subfamily 1 group I member 2 (gene NR1I2). Gene Ontology annotation, biological process: cell differentiation; positive regulation of transcription by RNA polymerase II; negative regulation of transcription by RNA polymerase II. Gene Ontology annotation, molecular function: zinc ion binding; nuclear receptor activity; RNA polymerase II cis-regulatory region sequence-specific DNA binding. Lineage: Eukaryota; Metazoa; Chordata; Mammalia; Didelphimorphia; Didelphidae. The record is from RefSeq and is a predicted model, not a curated record.
GGAGAGGCGGCGGCAGCUCAGGACUCAGCUGUGCUCACAAAAUGAUUUCUGCUCCCCCAUCUGGGGGUUUUGGAAUGAAAACGUAACAUCAAGUUUGGUGGGGAGAGGGAGGAUUAAUGUGAGCAAAUACGGUAACACAUUCAUUUACUUGGCCCGGACUCACUGGACUUGGGACCCAGGAGUGCCAGACGGAGGGCUGUGGCAAGGAAGGGACUGAACACUAGGCGGGAGCCGGGAUUGACUUAAGCCUCGGGGAAUGACCCGGGAAGAGGCUGAAAGGAGAAAGUGCUGCCCUCAUUCCCGACUUGCAGCAGGAAGCCACUGCGAGAGCAGCUCCAGGAUCCCCUCCUGCUAACCCCGGCGUCGCCUUGGAACGUCUUUCUUUUAGCAUCUCUUGCCGGCGGUUCCCCUGGGUUUUCCCAAAGUGUCUUCUCCCCUCCUCCGCCCUCUUAGCCCCGAGGAGCGAAGGUGUCAGCGCACAGAAGAAGAAAUUCUGCCCUGGAGUGAACAUUUCUGAAACUCGCAGUCACUGAAACGUGGAUUCCAAGUUUUAGUGAUCCAAUAAAGAAAUUGCUCUCUCUUUAGAGGGUAAUUGUGACUAGAACUACAGUGAAUCAUCUGAGGAACACAUUUCUGUCCCCUUCAUCAGGUAAGUCUAAAUGAUUCAACUCUACAUAGUAACCAAAAUGAGAUGCAAAGCCACAGAAUGAGACAGUCUUGGGGUGCAUAAAACUCACAGAUUCACUAUGCUCAGACUUUAUGGAGUUCUAGGUUUUACUCUGUUCUGGCCAGACUAUACUCCAACUAAGGCAUCUUGAUCUAUGGUUAUUCCCCAGUUUUUUCCUUCCAUUAAUCCUAAAUUAGUUUUCAUGUUUCCUGAACAAACAGCUUUAGCCUCGGCUUCCCAACUAUUCUUUGAUUCAAGCAUUUCUUAGCUAACUUGUCUUUUUAAUUAUUAUUAAUUUUGAUCAAAUCUUUCUUUUAAAAUUUUUUAGAAAUUUUCUCUUUUAUUCCAGUAACAAUUUUCCACACAAGUUUUUCCAGAGUUAUAUGAUUGAUGUUGUCUCCCUCCUGGAGCUGACAAACAAUUGCACUAGGUUAUAGAGAUAUUGUCACUGAAACCUAUUUCCAUAUUAUUCAUUUUUGUAAAAGUAAUCUUAUAAAACCAAAACUCCAAAUCAUAUACCCAAAUAAACAAGUGAUAAAUCAUAUAUUUUCUUCUACAUUCCUACUCCCACAGUUCUUUUUCUGAAGGUGGAUAGCAUUCGUUUUCAGAAGUCCUCAGAAUUGCCCUGGAUCAUUGUAUUGCUAUUAAUAGCAAACUAUCACAUUUGAUUGUCCCACAGUGUUUCACUUUCUGUGUAUAGUGUUCUCCUGGUUCUGCUUAUUUCACUCUGCAUCAGUUCAUGGAGGUCUUUUCACUAACUUGUCUUUGAUAAGCAAAUGUAACUUCCUUAAUUGAUGCCUCCAAACUAAAAUUGUGAGGUUAUAUGACUGCUAGAUUUCCUCAUUAGCUUCCUUUCCUCUCUUCAGCCUCUCCCUACCCGUGUUUCCACCGCUUAUCAUUUUCUCACUCAUAUUUUCCACCCUAGGAUCCUUUCUGUUGCCACAAGAGAUCUCCCAGCGUUUCUCCUUACAAUGGCAGCAUCUGUAAAAAUCUACAUUUCUCACAAACGAGAUCAGUUUUCAGGCUACAUUCCAACAGGCAAUAAAACAACCCACAAAAAGCCGGGGGAGAGGGUUAGGGUGUAUUUCUUUUCAGUGACUAUUAAAGCUACCUUGGAAGGGGAGCAGAGAGGAAGGGUGGAUGUGGUUUUGCCCUUUACUCCCUAUCAUUGUUUAUCUUUCUAGUUUUCAAGGCACGAGAACCAACCUGGAGGAGAGACACAAAGAGGGCUGGAGCCAUGUUAGCCUUCUGGAGGGAGAAAAGAAGCCAUAUUGGGUCCCAGUAGCAAUGACCCCUCCACAGAAGAAGAGGAAUGGGAGCCCAAAGUCUGCCGGUGUGUGCGGAGACAAGGCAACUGGUUAUCAUUUCAAUGUCAACUGUGAAGGGUGCAAGGGGUUUUUCAGGCGAGUCAUGAAGCGUAAUGUGCGGCUGAGAUGCCCCUUCCGAAAGGGCGCUUGUGAAAUCACUCAGAAGACUCGGAGGCAGUGUCAGGCCUGCCGGCUUCGCAAGUGCCUGGAUAGUGGAAUGAGGAAGGAAAUGAUCAUGUCUGAUGCAGCCGUGGAGCAGCGGAGAGCCCUGAUCAAGAGAAAGAAAAGAGAGCAGUUGGAGACCCAGGCUCCAGAAACCAAAGGGUUAACAGAGGAGCAGCAGCAGAUGAUCCUGGAGCUCAUGGAUGCUCAGAUGAAAACCUUUGACAACACAUUUUCCCAUUUCAAGAAUUUCAGGCUGCCAGAGGUACAGAACAGUGACCCUGAGAUCCUCAAGUCCAAGUCCAAGUCCGAGGAAAACUCUGCCAAGUUGAGCAACAUCACCAAAGAGCUCUGCCCCAUCUCUCUACGACUGCAGGGUGAGGAUGGCAGUGUCUGGAACUACAAGCCCCCAGCAGAUGGGUCGGGGAAAGAGAUCAUUUCUUUGUUGCCCCACAUGGCUGACAUGUCAACCUACAUGUUCAAAGGCAUCAUCAAUUUUGCUAAAGUCAUCUCCUAUUUCCGAGAAUUGCCUAUUGAGGACCAGAUUUCUCUCUUGAAAGGGGCCACGUUUGAGCUGUGUCUGCUGCGCUUCAACACUGUGUUCAAUGCGGAGACUGGGUCCUGGGAAUGUGGCCGCCUUUCCUACUACUUAGAUCCUGAAGGGGCUUUGCAGCAACUUCUCCUAGAGCCUGUGCUGAAAUUCCACUACAUGUUGAAGAAGCUGCAACUGCACAGUGAGGAGUACGUGCUGAUGCAGGCCAUCUCCCUGUUCUCACCAGACCGACCUGGUGUGGUCCAGCGUCGUGUGGUGGGUCAGCUGCAGGAGAGAUUCACUGUGGCACUGAAAGCCUACAUAGAAUGCAAGCGGCCUCAGCCAGCUCACCGUUUCCUGUUUCUGAAGAUCAUAGCCAUCCUCACAGAGCUCCGAACCAUCAAUGCCCAGCACACCAAGCGGCUGCUGCAGAUCGAAGACAUCCAUCCUUUUGCCACUCCUCUCAUGCGGGAGUUACUCAACAUAAUGGACCGCUGAAUAGUCAACUCACUUUGAAGGCUGCCCCGCAGCAAGCAGCCAGUAUACCUCCAAUGGCAAGUCCUCUGGCCGUUGGUCCUUGGAUGGACAGAAACCAGAGAGAGCAGAGAUCUCUCCAUGCUCUGAUUUGUAGGGUCCAGCUUUAACCUCUUGGAUUUGCUCCAGUUCUUUUGGUACUCAUUCCCAUCUGACUUUCCUGGAGAGGAGAGGAUGUUUCUUCCUGGCCUGUAUUGCUACCAUAUCUUGAUAGAUAGUUGAUAGAUAAUGAUACACUUGGCAGAGUAACUCCCUGGCUUCUGGGAAUUGUAGCAAGUGGGGAGCAGAUUUUUUCUUCAGAAGAGAUGCUGCUAAAGGAAAGUAAUGAAUGCUGGAGGGGAUGUGGCAAAAUUGGGACACUAAUUCAUUGCUGGUAGAGUUGUGAAUUGUUCCAACCAUUCUGGAAGGCAAUUUGGAACUAUGCCCAAAGGGCACUAAAAGACUGUCUGCCCUUUGACCCAGCCAUAGCACUGCUGGGUUUGUACCCCAAAGAGAUAAUAAGGAAAAAGAGCUGUAGAAGAAUAUUCAUAGCUGUGCUCUUUGUGGUGGCAAAAAAUUGGAAAAUGAGGGGAUGCCCUUCAAUUGGAGAAUGGCUGAACAAAUUGUGGUAUAUGUUGGUGAUGGAAUACUAUUGUGCUCAAAGGAAUAACAAAGUAGAGGAAUUCCAUGUGAACUGGAACAGCAAAGGGAGCAGAACCAGGAGAACACUGUACACAGAGACUGAUACACUGUGGUAUAAUCAAAUGUAAUGGACUUCUCUACUAACAGCAAUGCAAUGAUCCAGGACAGUUCUGAGGGAUCUAUGAGAAAGAACACUGUCCACAUUCAGAGGAAGAACUGUGGGAGCAGAAACACAGAAGAAAAACAACUGCUUGAUCACAUGAGUUGAUGGGGAUAUGAUUGGGGAUGUAGACUCUAAACAAUCACCCUAAUGUAAAUAUUAAUAAUAUGGAAAUAGUUCUUGAUCAAUGACACAUGUAAAACCCAGUGGAAUUGCUCAUUGGCUAUUGGAUGGGGUUGGGAGGAGGGAAGGGAAAGAACAUGAAUCUUGUAACCAUGGGAAAAUAUUCUAAAUUAAUUAAUUAAAUAAAUAA